AUGGAAGGUUUCCCCCAUUCUCAUACAAAUAGCCAGGUUUCUCAAGCAAAACUUCACUCAUUUCACACAAUUGAUCGUAUGUUAUAUGCACUUCUAGUGGCAGAUCUCUUGUGCGAUCCAACAGAUGCCAUGCAGAUCAUGGCCUUUUGGUUAUGGCUAGAGCAGGCUGGCUUUCGAAAUGUCGUAAAAAGAAUAUUACAUCUGCCUCUCAUGCUCAUUGAUGAUCUUGUACAUGAGGCUAACAUAUGCCUCAGUUUCAUCAAGAAUCCACAGGCACUUAAUGAAAUUGGUGACAUUCAUCUCACACUGAGGCUAAUAAAGGACUUUUCUCUCGAGUAUUUACACAAAAAUCAAACACUUGCACAGUCUGGAGUGAAAAUAGUUUGCACUAAUAUCUGCUUGCAGGCUUUUAGUGAUUUAACACAAAAUGCUAUUUUGCAAAAUGAAGUUCGAAAGAGAGCCCAGAGCCAACAGCAAAUCUUUGGGAAUCAAGCACUGUUGCCUAAUGGCUCUGGCAAUGGGGUGGUACCAGCUGAUCAGAGGACCAUGUUUGUCACUUUUUCCAAAGGCUAUUCGGUAGCGGAAUGGGAAAUUCGGGAAUUUUUGGAGAAUAUAUUUGGGGACUGCAUUGAAUCUAUUUACAUGGAGGACGUGACGGAGAUAGAUGAUCAGCCUUUGUUUGCUCGAAUAGUGUUCUUUCAAGCUUCCAUGAUUUAUUUAAUCCUCAAUGGAUUAUCUAAAGCUAGUUUUAUCAUUAAUGGUAAACAUGUUCGGAUGCGCAAGUUCGUUCCAAAAGGCGAAUAG
Daucus carota subsp. sativus is the source of this 804-nucleotide messenger RNA. RefSeq lists its product as uncharacterized. The record is from RefSeq and is a predicted model, not a curated record. NCBI's taxonomy places the organism in Eukaryota, Viridiplantae, Streptophyta, Magnoliopsida, Apiales, Apiaceae. Bases 1 to 804 code for a protein of 267 amino acids. The transcript has a single exon.